This is a messenger RNA of Aspergillus puulaauensis, 408 nucleotides long. Its product is annotated as RidA family protein. The record is from RefSeq and is a predicted model, not a curated record. Gene Ontology annotation, cellular component: cytosol. The transcript has a single exon. Bases 1 to 408 code for a protein of 135 amino acids. Gene Ontology annotation, molecular function: deaminase activity. NCBI's taxonomy places the organism in Eukaryota, Fungi, Ascomycota, Eurotiomycetes, Eurotiales, Aspergillaceae.
AUGUCCGGCCUGACCUACUACAACUACCCCGGUGUCGGGACCACAAACAACAAAACCUACAGCUACAGCCAAGCCGUGCGAAUCGGGAACAUCAUAAAAUGCUCCGGACAGGGCGGGUGGGACACCGACGGGGAAAUCCGCACGCAGGACGUGAAAGUUCAAAUCGAGAAAGCGUUCACGAAUGUAGAGACGAACCUGCGCGAUGCGGGCCUGCGUGGGUGGGACGAUGUUUUCUCGGUUCGCAGCUACCAUAUUAGUCUGGCGGGGAGUUUUGAUCUUAUGGUUGAGCAGUUCAGAAAGGCGAUGCCCGGGCAUCAGCCGGUUUGGACUUGUGUGGGUGUUACAGAGUUGGGGAUUCCUGGGAUGGUGGUUGAGAUUGAGGUUGAGGCCAGGGUUCCUGGGGGUUGA